CACAGAGAGCGCUCGGUCCCCAGCUCAGUCUAGCCUACGCAGGCUCCCGAAGAUGUCGCAGGUCGAGGGUGACUACCCCUCGGUUAUCGAACUCAACGUGGGCGGCGUGUGUUACACCACCAGCCUGGCCACCCUCAGAAACGUGCCGGACUCUCAGCUGGCCGCCAUCUUCACAGGCAGACAACAGAUCAGCCUGGACGCCAAGGGGAGGUAUUUUCUGGACAGGGACGGGGUGCUGUUCCGGUACGUGUUGGAUUAUUUGAGGGACGGGGACGUCGUGCUGCCGGAUUGUUUCAGGGAGAGAGAGAGGUUGAAGAAGGAGGCAGAGAAAUACUGCCUGCCAGGUCUCGUGGAAGCCAUCCUCAGCGAGUCCCGCAGCAAACCCCCAGGAGUCAUCACUGUGGGAUACCGCGGGAGCUUCCAGUUCGGCAAAGAUGGCAUGACAGAUGCGAAAUUUCGAAAACUCAGUCGCAUUUUGGUAUCUGGCAGGGUUUCUUUGUGCAGGGAGGUGUUUGGAGAAAGUCUGAACGAGAGCAGGGAUCCAGAUCAUGGAAUAUCGGAAAGAUAUACCAGCAGGUUCUUCCUGAAGCACUUCUUCCUGGAGCAGGCCUUCGACAUGCUUUACGAUCAGGGUUUCAAGAUGGUGGGCAGUUGCGCUUCCGGUACAGCUGGCGUGGGGGAUCUCAAGCCUGGCACAGAUGUGGAAGAGAACCGUUGGAACCAUUACAAUGAGUUCGUUUUCGUCAGAGAGUGAGCCUUCUGUUAUCCAGAAGCAGUCGAAUUUUGUCUCAGUGGGUAUUCGUCGAGAUAUUGGAAAAAUAUUGAUAUUUCGGGGAGAAAAACGAUUGUGAAAUUUGUAGGAGUAACUUUAAAUUAGUUGAUGAAAUGUUCGAAAAGAACCUUAGCAAAGAACUGCUCCUUUACCAUUUCCUAUAAGUCUCAUUUAUAAAUGCAAAACUUUCCUUUCCUUUUCCGUCAAAGAGGUUUUUCCUCUAUAAUUUGGAUAGGUAUCGUUGACAAACUUUUACUCCUGAUUCAUCCCUUAGAUAAUGAUG
Coccinella septempunctata (seven-spotted ladybird) is the source of this 1055-nucleotide messenger RNA. RefSeq names its product BTB/POZ domain-containing protein KCTD12 (gene Ktl). Gene Ontology annotation, biological process: protein homooligomerization. The record is from RefSeq and is a predicted model, not a curated record. The transcript has 3 exons. Lineage: Eukaryota; Metazoa; Arthropoda; Insecta; Coleoptera; Coccinellidae. Gene Ontology annotation, molecular function: protein binding. Bases 53 to 754 code for a protein of 233 amino acids.